This is a messenger RNA of Carya illinoinensis, 1197 nucleotides long. Its product is annotated as tetraspanin-10. Gene Ontology annotation, biological process: auxin-activated signaling pathway. The record is from RefSeq and is a predicted model, not a curated record. The transcript is spliced from 11 exons. Lineage: Eukaryota; Viridiplantae; Streptophyta; Magnoliopsida; Fagales; Juglandaceae. Gene Ontology annotation, cellular component: plasma membrane; plasmodesma. The coding region runs from base 187 to 981 and encodes 264 amino acids.
CUCCUCCAAUUCCACCCCCCCCCCCAACUUCUCUCUCUCUCUCUCUCCCUCUCUCCCUCUUCAUCCAGUGCCGAGUACCACUUCUUCCAGAGCUCAGAAGGAACUAUUUCUUUUUUAUAUUUGGUUAUUUGUUUUGAACAUAAAUUCCCACACAGAAUUUCUGACAGUAAAGUAGGGAAAGUGAAAAUGGGAAUCGGAACAAGCACCUUUGUUAUCAGAUGGAUCAACUUUCUCACCAUGCUUUUAUCCGUAGCUGUCAUAAUUUUUGGAAUAUGGAUGAGCACUCAUCACGAUGGCUGUCGAAGGUCUCUCACUCUCCCCGUUUUAGGCCUUGGUGCUUUUAUCUUUGUCAUAUCUAUAAUCGGGUUUUUUGGCGCACUCAAAAACAGCUCCAUACUCUUGUGGAUUUACCUGAUUAUGUUGUGCUUCGUUUUGGUGGGAAUUCUGGUAUUCACUGUAAUGGCAUUUAUUGUAACGAAUAAUGGAUCCGGUCAUAGCGUUGCUGGAUUGAGGUAUAAAGAGUACCAGCUUCAAGAAUACCAUUCAUGGUUUCUAAAACAACUGAACAAUACUCAGAACUGGAAGCGUUUGAAGAGUUGUCUUGUGAAAUCUGAAGAUUGCAAUAACUUAUCGAAAAAAUACAAGACUCUCAAACAAUAUAAGUUGGCAAAACUGAGUCCCAUUGAAGCUGGUUGCUGCCGACCACCAUCUGAAUGUGGCUAUCCUGCUGUCAAUGCUUCAUACUAUGACUUGAGCUUUCAUCCAAUCAGCCCCAGCAAGGAUUGCAAACUUUACAAGAAUUCCCGGGUCACCAAGUGCUAUAACUGUGAUUCCUGCAAGGCUGGUGUUGCACAAUACAUGAAAAUUGAAUGGAGAGUAGUAGCUGUCUUCAAUAUUGUUUUAUUUGUCGUCCUGUCGAUGAUAUACUUUGUGGGGUGCUGUGCGAGACGAAAUGCUGCCCAGAACCAUUCUAAAGCAUGAAGAUGAGAAACUACUAAUUUUCAGGAGUCUCGAUUAGAAAAUAGAAAGACCCCAUUGUUCUAAUUACUGUUUUUCUUGAAAAGAAACAUUCAAGUGAGCAACUGUUGUCUCAUGCAGUGGGUUGGAAGUUUGGAAAGGUUUUUAAUGGAAGCGUUGCGUUAACCGUGUACCAAUUUUUCAGUUUUCUGAUGUUAUAUGGAACAAAUUGUUUUAAUC